AUGGUCAAGAUGCUGUGGUCUCUGCUGGCUUACCUUACUGUCCUACAAGUCGCCAACGCUUGGCAGACCUAUCCCGACACGGAUGUUGUCAUUGUAUCCAAUAACGACCUCAAUCCGUUGAACGCCAACCGCGCCAGUGCCUUGUACCUGAAGAGUGCCUUUACUUGUUCCGACGCAGCAGCAGCUUGUGCUCAGCUCCAAGAAUCACUUCUACCCGCACCUAACAGCACCGGUCUCACCGCAGCGAAUUUGACUGCUGCUCUGAUUUCCGAUAAGCAUGGCGUAGCGAUCAAUCUGGGGCAAAACAUUUGGAUCGCAGGAGAGGAUGGUGGCUGUGCUACUUUUCUGUCUUCCGACUCGGCGACGGAGUCGCAGUCCAGUGAUUCGAAUGCGGCAAAGCUUCCAGCUCUCUGCACCAAUUCUGCACCGCUCACCCGUUCCAACGUCACUUCGUACGACAUUUCGCGCCAGAUUCGACUGCCCACUAACUCCGCUGGCGUUCUCUAUGGCUACCGCGACAAAUUUAGCUUCCGCUUUCUCGGUAUCCAGUACGCUGAGUCUACAGCAGGUGCAGCUCGGUUUGAGCCAGCAACAUCCUACCAAGUUUCAUCGAACACUGAGAGAUCGGCUGUUGCAUAUGGGCCGAUGUGCGCUCAGCCACCAGACCCUGACAAUGGACAUCUACUGCAUACAGAGGAGGAUUGUCUCACCUUGAAUGUUUUCACUCCUCUCGUAAAUUCUGCGACGUGCCCAGAUGAGACUGCGCCAAGGCUACCAGUGAUGUUCUUCAUUCAUGGAGGUGGCCUUAACACCGGAGACAGCGGGCCCUUCCCCUACAACAUGACAACCGAUGGCUUCGUGGGCAACUCCAUUUCCAACAUUUACGACGGUACCAAUCUGGUAUCGUAUGCAGGCGUCGUCCUUGUCACGAUCAAUUAUCGUCUUACGGCCUUCGGUUGGUUCAACGCCUCAAACGCUGCACUUAAGGACGCGCUUCUUGCGUUGCAGUGGGUGCAAGACAAUAUCGAAGCGUUCGGGGGAGAUCCAACGAAAGUCCUCAUUUAUGGCGAAUCUGCUGGUGGUACCAUGACCAGGUAUCUGCUAGGGACCAACCCUGCCUACACAGACGGUCUUUUCAGUGCCGCCAUACUUGAGUCCGAUUUUGGCACUUCCGACCCAUUCUUGGCUACUCCACUUGCUUUAAACCAAUCAUUAAGGCUCGCGAAGGGGCUGAAUUGUGCCCCCAACACAACUACGACGUUCACCGAGGAAAUAGCUGCUUGCGUUAAAAACUCCUCUGCCGGUGACAUUGCCCUGGCGUCCUUCGAACUCGGCAUUGCUUGGAGCAUCGCGAUUGACGGAGACUACGUCCUCACCGACAUCGCUUCCAGCAUUAAGGAUGGUGCCUACGCCCGCGUUCCGACUAUCUGGGCCAGCAACGAGUGCGAGUACUGCUACUUCCUUCCCAGCACCAUUCCGCCGGAUUCUUCUGCUUCUGUUUUCCCAGAUAGUCUCCCUCUUUACUUCAACUCGACGGAUGUAGUUCUCAUCCUUAACCAGACCACUCUCUAUCCGUACGAGACUGCGCCUGCCGAGGACGGGAUCUCGGGUUCCGUUCUGACUCUCGCUCAGCUCAUCACGGACUACUAUAUUCACUGCCCUAUGGUUUAUUUGGCAUCCCUUGAGACCAACACCACCAAUCCUGGAAACGCCUAUAAGGUCGAGUUCGGAGUGGGCCUCGGUUCACCGUUGACUCCGAACCCAGCUACCUGUGUAGGUCAAGUCUGCCAUGCGGACGAGUUGUACUGGGUCUUUGCGACGGCGGAGACCGAUGACCUAUACCAGCCGCUGUCCGAGUCGGAGGUCGAGACCACGCGCGAGAUUAUCAAUCGAUGGACGUCUUUGGCCUGGGACGGCAACCCCAACUACGAGGGCGCACUCGUGGAGUGGUCUCCUUAUACAGGAGACAACGAGGUUGUGAUCUUGAAUUCUACUCAGAGCAUCGAACCAUACAGAGUUGCGCAGUGCCUUUUCCUUCAAAGUCAACUUGGACUCGUCUUUGGAGAGGACUCAGUUUGA
Messenger RNA from Sparassis crispa, 2079 nucleotides. RefSeq lists its product with no specific name. The transcript has 6 exons. Bases 1 to 2079 code for a protein of 692 amino acids. NCBI's taxonomy places the organism in Eukaryota, Fungi, Basidiomycota, Agaricomycetes, Polyporales, Sparassidaceae. The record is from RefSeq and is a predicted model, not a curated record.